Molecule: messenger RNA, 546 nt
Organism: Raphanus sativus (radish)
Lineage: Eukaryota; Viridiplantae; Streptophyta; Magnoliopsida; Brassicales; Brassicaceae
Exons: 2
Coding region: 1-546 (181 amino acids)
Source: RefSeq, a predicted model, not a curated record
AUGGAACAUGUUUCAAGUGCCACCACCGCCAGCUCUAGCUCAACCACAACAGUGGCACAACUUGAGACUGAGACAUCCAAAGAAGUCAUGGAAUUCAUAAUGAAGCUGGAGAAGAAGUGUCCACCCAAGGAGGAAUACAAGUCUUUCUUCGAGAAACUAAAGAGUACCAUGGUGGCCUCCACAAAGGUUACUACCGAAAAGAAGAAAGGUUUCUUCUCUGCUGCAGCUGGAAAAAUAUCUGAUGCGGUGUCUUUCAUUGGUUCAAAAUUUACUGGCAAGUCAGCAGAGGUUAAAAAAUCCAUGGAGACCUACCAACAAGAGGUGGCCAAGGCACUGCAGGAGUUAGAAGCCAUCCACAAGAAAAUCAUUGAAGCAAACCAAGGCAAGGUAGAGGGGUCAGUGGCAGUGACAGCAGAGCAAAAAACAGAGAUCAAACAAACAAUCACCAGAUGGGAAACAGUGACGACUCAGUUCGUGGAGACUGCUAUCCAGACCGAGGCUGCUUCAAAUACUACAGUUGGUGUAGACAAAGUCAAGCUACCUUGA